AUGCCUCCUGUAUUCCCCCGAUUCGAGCGACCAGUCAAGGCCGUGUACCCCGUGCCUUCCGAAGACCUACCGCACCUAGGGGAGAGCCACAGCUUCAAGACCAUGGCAAUAUGGAAUCGGAAGGGAGGCGUCGCGAAGACCACCAUCACUCGUUCCCUCGGCUUCACCCUUGCCUUGAAGGGUAAACGUGUCCUCCUGGUAGACGCGGACCCACAGUGCGACCUUUCCUACCUGCUCUUGAAAGAAUGGGUGAAGAAUAAGCAGACAUCCGAAAACAGAGGCCGGCGAGGAAAAUUACGACCUCUUCUUCAAUCACCAGUUCUUCAGGUGCCGGGUCGCCCAAACAUGAAGAACAACAUCAAAGACGCUUUGCGUCCGGUUCUUGAGCCUGCUGGCAGCGAUAGUCCAAUGGUGCAGUGGGGUCCAGCUGACGUCACCAAGAUUCCGUUGCCUGAAGGCUGCCAAGGGGGGCUAUUUCUCCUACCCGGACACGAGGGUCUGGUUGACUACGAGCAAAAAGUCACGGUCGCCUACGGGACCAACCUCCUGGUCGAGGCAAUAGCUCCGGGUGCAUGGAACAAGCUCAUGGCGUUGACCGCGCGCAGUUGCGGGGCAGACAUCGUCCUCGUCGACUGCAAUCCCCACAGGGGCAAGCUCAACAUGCACAUCAUCCUGACGUCCGACUACCUCUUCCUGCCGUGCACGCCGGAAACGUACUGCCACAACGCCAUCAAGGCUCUUCCCUUCAUCAUGGCAGACUGGGUCACCACGCGGUUCAACGCCCGCAACACGGCCAGCCACGCCGGGCUGGCUCGAGACGUGCAGAUUCCAAAGGAUAACCCUCGCAUUCUGGGAAUUUCGGUCAACAGGUACACGCACAUCAGGAGCAAGCCGGCAAAGAACUUCAGAUACUGGAUGACUCGAAUCGAAAACCAGCUACGUGAAAUCAGCCAGGACAUGCACAAGAUCCAGGGCCUCGCUGGCAUGGCCGGCACGCCCGGCCAACCCGAUACCUGGCCUUCGAUCCUCGCGAAGGUUCCUGAGUUCAAUCAAUUCAGUGCGUUGAGCCACUUCUAUGGCCUUCCCGUGAUCGCCCUGGGCGCAAACCUUAUGGGCGUCUGGAACGAGGAACACGCGGAGGUGCAAAAGUUCACAGGGAAUCCGAGGCGAGACAUGAACAAGAAGGUUAUCUUCUUCCAGGGGGUGUUCAAGAAAUUUCUGGAAGAGAUCGGCCGCAAGGGUCAGAGCGGCCCCCUCCUGGUUGCCCUCGACGAAAUUGACGAUGUGCCGGGUCGCCCAAACAUGAAGAACAACAUCAAAGACGCUUUGCGUCCGGUUCUUGAGCCUGCUGGCAGCGAUAGUCCAAUGGUGCAGUGGGGUCCAGCUGACGUCACCAAGAUUCCGUUGCCUGAAGGCUGCCAAGGGGGGCUAUUUCUCCUACCCGGACACGAGGGUCUGGUUGACUACGAGCAAAAAGUCACGGUCGCCUACGGGACCAACCUCCUGGUCGAGGCAAUAGCUCCGGGUGCAUGGAACAAGCUCAUGGCGUUGACCGCGCGCAGUUGCGGGGCAGACAUCGUCCUCGUCGACUGCAAUCCCCACAGGGGCAAGCUCAACAUGCACAUCAUCCUGACGUCCGACUACCUCUUCCUGCCGUGCACGCCGGAAACGUACUGCCACAACGCCAUCAAGGCUCUUCCCUUCAUCAUGGCAGACUGGGUCACCACGCGGUUCAACGCCCGCAACACGGCCAGCCACGCCGGGCUGGCUCGAGACGUGCAGAUUCCAAAGGAUAACCCUCGCAUUCUGGGAAUUUCGGUCAACAGGUACACGCACAUCAGGAGCAAGCCGGCAAAGAACUUCAGAUACUGGAUGACUCGAAUCGAAAACCAGCUACGUGAAAUCAGCCAGGACAUGCACAAGAUCCAGGGCCUCGCUGGCAUGGCCGGCACGCCCGGCCAACCCGAUACCUGGCCUUCGAUCCUCGCGAAGGUUCCUGAGUUCAAUCAAUUCAGUGCGUUGAGCCACUUCUAUGGCCUUCCCGUGAUCGCCCUGGGCGCAAACCUUAUGGGCGUCUGGAACGAGGAACACGCGGAGGUGCAAAAGUUCACAGGGAAUCCGAGGCGAGACAUGAACAAGAAGGUUAUCUUCUUCCAGGGGGUGUUCAAGAAAUUUCUGGAAGAGAUCGGCCGCAAGGGUCAGAGCGGCCCCCUCCUGGUUGCCCUCGACGAAAUUGACGAUGAUGAAAGCAAGAAUGGCAGCAGCGGAGGAGCAGGCUCCAAUAACGCCUCCCAAGACGUCGUCUACGUGGGCGGCAGCGGAUCUGGCGCUAGCGCCGCCGUUGGCGGAUCGAGCUCGAGAGGAGGAAGGAGCACCGGUGGGGGGUCGCGUGGGGGGCGGAACGGCCGUGGUGGCAGCGCCAAUCGUGGAAGGGGCACCAAUCAGGGCAGGGGAACUGCUGCCUCGAACAUGACACCCCUGUCGGGGAACAAAAGGGGGAGGACCGGGAGGCCUGAAUAA
Ectocarpus siliculosus is the source of this 2520-nucleotide messenger RNA. Lineage: Eukaryota; Phaeophyceae; Ectocarpales; Ectocarpaceae. The record is from the annotation of a GenBank genome assembly.